Messenger RNA from Funneliformis caledonium, 406 nucleotides. NCBI's taxonomy places the organism in Eukaryota, Fungi, Glomeromycota, Glomeromycetes, Glomerales, Glomeraceae. The record is from the annotation of a GenBank genome assembly.
AUGACUUUUACACAACUUCCAACACAAGAAGAAAUAAGCAAUUUGCAAAAAGCUUCACUUGUUUCAAAUACUGAACGAAAUACUUCUAAAUGGUUAAGAGUUGUUGAUCAUUUUAACAAAAGUUGUGGAAUAACUAAUUCUAUUGAACAAAUAGAUUCUUUAAAAGAUUUAGAAAAUUAUCUCUGUCAAUUUAUUACAUGGUUGCAAAAAGAAGAUGGACGUGCCGAAGUACCUAUGGAAGUUAUGGAUUUGAUGCUUGGUGAAUUCGUACCCGAAAUGGUGGUUGGCUGGUAUCACUCUCACCCUGUAUUUGGAUAUUGGCUGUCUAGUUCUGUCAAAGGCAAAGUAGUUACUGAUGCUUUUCGCCUGAUCAAUCCUCAAAUGCUUAUGCUAGGUCAAGAGCCAC